UCACUUUUUUAUCUAUCACUUCCAUUUCUUUCGAACAGGGCUGUCGAAUGACACAAAUUUUGGCUGUGUUUCGUGAAUGGUCGUCACAGUUGAGUACUAAAUAUGCGGAGGCAGGUGAACGACUACGCAAAAUGAAUGAUCAACUCACUAUGAACCUCUCCUCCGACAAUUACACAACGCUGGCUGAUGCUGGAAAAUCGAGUGAGCAUGCAAUCGGUUCCGACAGUGAAGACCACGAAAUUUAUUUAGGUAAAUUUAAAAAUAAAGUUUUUGAUAAAUCACGUUUUAUAAUCGAAGAGCAUAUAACCAACGAUCCUGAUGUCAUCAAGGGGAGAAGAAAGGCUGUGCAG
This is a messenger RNA of Rhagoletis zephyria (snowberry fruit fly), 350 nucleotides long. RefSeq lists its product as uncharacterized. The record is from RefSeq and is a predicted model, not a curated record. Lineage: Eukaryota; Metazoa; Arthropoda; Insecta; Diptera; Tephritidae.